Vespula pensylvanica (western yellowjacket) is the source of this 2342-nucleotide messenger RNA. RefSeq lists its product as uncharacterized. The transcript has 6 exons. Lineage: Eukaryota; Metazoa; Arthropoda; Insecta; Hymenoptera; Vespidae. Bases 66 to 1829 code for a protein of 587 amino acids. The record is from RefSeq and is a predicted model, not a curated record.
GUUCAGUGAGAGUGCCGCGAUCAUUUUGCCGAUCUACCGUGAAAGUCACGAUCACAUAGUAGAAGAUGUUGCUGUUAAUCUUGUUAUCAUGCUGCUCGGUAGUUCCAAUUUUAUCUGAAAAGACGUUGAAUCAGAAUGAUCUUAAGGAACGAGCAUCGGCGCAAUUGCAGCGUUUAGCACCGUAUCGAAGAUCGAUCGAUCGAGCUGGAUCGGAUCCUCCGAGUUCGGAGAGGCCGAUCGAUCGAAAGAAAACUUCUGAGGAAUCGAAAGAACAGGAAGAGCAGAGGAUAGCCAUGCAAAUUCUCGAAAUGAUCGAGAAAUCUGAAGAAUUUCAAAAAGCUAUGGGAAGUAUGAAGAGGAUCGAUGAUAAUAAAUUGACGAUCGAUCUAGUAACUGAUCCACGGUACACUGAAUACCUACAAGAACAGGAUAGAACCAAACGAUCGGGUUCAGGUAGUUUUAUUACCGGAUCCAGUAGCAUCAUUUCGGGAAUAGCUAGUGGAAUAAUCGGUGGCCUCACUAGUGCAUCAGGAGCAGCUUCGAGAGGUUCUAUAGGUGGUGAUAGUCAACCUACUCAUGUUGUUUAUGGACCACCUGUUCAACCGUACGGCGAAAAGACGUUCGACGUGUGGGAUUUCAAGAAAGCAAUUUUGAAUACCGUGAUUCAAGCAUUGAAAGCUAUAAGUGGUGGAGUAUUGGCAUUAAAAGGUCAAUUGAUCAAAGGUGGUGGCUUCUUGGUUUCCACGAAGGGCAAAAUUAUUAGUACGACUGGUGACGCCAUAAGUUCGCUCGGUCGUCAUAUUGCAGCAAGUGCCGUCAUACAAGCACCAAAGCCACACUAUGGUCAUCCGAGUUAUGGUUAUGAUCAUCGACCGAUCGAACACGACAACACCUACGACGGACCGCCACCACACAUCGAGGAUUAUCCUGGACCAGCUAAUAAUUACGACGAACAUUCGAGUUAUCCAUCGGCAUCGGACGACGAAGAUCGCUCAGGACAGCAGCUCAUGAAACCGACGAAGACGGAACAAAACGAUCAGAAUGACAAGGAUCAUCUACCAGAGCUGGAUCAACGACAUCCUAAUCUCCAGGAUCUAGAGAAUAGUUUCGGUGGACCUCCAAAGGGAUCUAACGAUCAGAACUUUCAAAAUUCUGAAUAUUUCUCGAACGAUAAUAAGAACAACUUGCCAAAUAACAAUUUAAAUUCAGCUUCCUUGUAUCCAGUACAAUCUCAAGGCACGUAUAACUCGGAACAAGUGAUUUAUAACAAUAAUCAACUUUAUCAAUUGGAUAAGGAAAAAUAUUCUCAGAUUUAUCAAAACUCGUUGGAACCUUUGAAAAUAGAACCGAAUUUUUCACCAAACUUGGCCACUCAACAAUUCUCCAUUCAACAGAGUUUAGAAUAUCCAGCGAUUCAUCUUCAACAGAUUCAAUAUUCCUUUCCAGAGAAAGACUUACAAGUAUCCAAUUACAAUGACCUCUCUUCGUUACAUACAAAUUUACCUUUAACCUCGCCACAAUUUGAUACCUUAAAGAUAUCGAUGUUGGAAAAUCAGAAAGGACUAGAACUACCAAAGCUACAACCGCAAGAUUUCAACGCUUUACCAACAUUUUCGAGUGUCCACAUCGAUAUUGCCACUCAAGAACCUUUAACGUUGCCCGUGUUAAAUCCCAUUAACGCCCAUUACUGGCCAAGCCGUGGUUUGUUAGAACCUACAAUCAACAUACCAAGUAGGAAUCUCAUUUGGAGGAGGAGUAACAUGCAAAGGAAGAAGUUAGCAGUGAGAUCACCGGCGAGUCUUCGUGAUAGGAGACCAUUUCGAGUGUAGAGACUAAUCAGGACGAGACGCAGUGGUCUAUUCGUAUACAUUCUAUCCGUAUCCAUACAGAGGCUGGUACAAAUCAUCGAAGCCUUAUGGAUUUUAGAAACUUCGAGAUGAAAGAUUACAAAGUCUCGUAUGGAAAAAGGUGCCUUGAAAAAAGAAGAAAUGUGCGCAAACGUGCCAAUAUCCAAUCAACGCUCUCCCAGUGUUAUUUUUAAUCUAACAAGAAAUAAGAAAGAGAAAAGUACACGCGUAUGCAGAGAAGAAACUCUUUUUUGAUGAAAUAUUCUACUUUGUGAUAUAUGUUAACGAUCGACAGGAUAAAAUGUCAUUGACAGUUCACAGCACGAGCACGUGCUUUUUAAAUAACCGUCGUGAUUCGAACUCGCGAGUGGAGCCAUCUGUGAACGAAAGGCUUAACCCUUUCGUUCGUUCACCGAGCACGGAUUUCACUUCCGAUCGAUACUUGGAACAUUUUUUAAAUUGCUUACUUUCAAGUGAUACUUAUCUACCUGUUAU